Messenger RNA from Rhagoletis pomonella (apple maggot), 1926 nucleotides. RefSeq lists its product as uncharacterized. The record is from RefSeq and is a predicted model, not a curated record. NCBI's taxonomy places the organism in Eukaryota, Metazoa, Arthropoda, Insecta, Diptera, Tephritidae.
AAUGUACAUACAUACAUUCAUAUGGACACAUAAAUUCACUCGAAGCGUUCAUGCAAAGCUUAUUACGUAGGUACAUAUUUCUGGAUACGGUCUAUGUAAAUUACAUUAUUUUUUUCGCUAUUGCCUAAAAUCAUACACAAAUAUAAUAAUUUAUUUUCCAACCUUAAUAGUAUAUGUACAUAUGUAUGCAUGUAAUCCCACAAGUCUAGUGACGUCACAUGCCAUAGAACUUUAAACGCUCACGUAAGAUUGAGAGCAGAGCAAAGAUCUUUGCUGGCAAGCAUUUUACUCGCAAGAUGUUUAUACAAAAUCUGUGAGAUCUGCGCAAGAUCAGCGCAAGCAACUGACUAGCUGCCAGAGGGGCUGACUGACUGACUGUCCGACUGACUAGCUAGUCAGUCAGUCAAGUAGCAGAUCAGCGCAGUAGCAACCAUAACAACAAUAAAUACUUUAGCAAACUGUUGAAUACUUAAUAAACAAAUGAAAAGUUUCGCGACUGCCAGCUGCCAGUGGAACGCUGAAAAUGCUCAGUCGUGAAUUGAAUUACGUUAAGAGCGGACAUACUACUCUAACUAAGCGUACAAAAGCGGUGUGGCAAUUUGGGAAGCGAGCUCGUCGUAAAACGUCAUAUUGAGCUGCUUGUUGAUAUUCGUUUUUGAAAAAAUAUACUAUAGAUAGUACGAAAUAGCUUGCGCGAAACAACAGCGAAAAAAAAAAAUAAUAUCGCAGGUGUUGAAGGUCGAAGCCGAUGACUAAAGUGUGCAGAUGUCGUUGUUGAUGUAAUUGAAAAAACUAAAAAAAAAAAAAAAUAGUAAAUAAAAAAGACUAGCGAGCGUAUAUAGAAAUACGCAAUAUUUUCAAGUUCAUUGCAAACAAGUUGACACAUAAAAAAUAAAUUAGCUACAGUUAAAGUGUACAUAUAUACAGUAAUCCUAUGUGUAUUUGUAUAUAAAAACCGCAACAAAAGGAAAAGUAAAAAAAGGCUGAGUUUUGAAAAGCAGAAUAGAAGAUCAACGAAAAAUUUGCAAACUAAGCCAAGAGCGCAGAAUUAUUAAGAGGCUUUUUCCCAAAUAUGGCGAAUCCAUUGUUGAAAACCUGCUGCUUCUGUCAAUCGCUACGCAAUGGCUCCAUCAUUUCUGGCCUCCUAGCAAUUACCUUAUCAAUUAUAACGAUAAUCAUUAGUUUGACAUUGCGCAUAGAUUUCAAUACAAUUGAUUUCGAUUGGCUACCAAAGAAUAUUGUUAAAAUAAUAUUAAUAAUAAAUCUUUGUAUGACCAUACUUAUAUCGCUGCUCAUGAUCAUUGGAGUGAUAAAGCGCAAUCACUAUUUAAUGAUGCCAUGGGUCGUUUUGGGCAUUAUGAUCGCAAUCGGUUUGCUUGUAUCGGUGAUAUACACAGCCGUGAAGGUCUUCAUCGACGGUUAUGUACUGACUUGUAUACUGUGGCUUGUUUUUGGUUUAAUUACAACAGUUUUUUCUACCUGGAAGCAUUCGAAAAAGUAGUUUUUACAUUUUAAGUUUAAGCAGACGGCAACAUACUCAAAACUUCCAGUGAAAAAUCGUUGUUAUUUGGUGUAAAAGUUGCAACUAAUAUUUUUAAUUUAUGUAUUUAUUGGCAAAUUUUUGUUUUAUUACUUAAAAUGCACUCGUGUAAUUUUCUAUGAUGCCCCUUCUCCAUUCUUCUUAAAAUAAUGUAUGUAUAAGUUUCUUUCCUUCUUCUACAAUUCCUUUUUCACUCACUUUUUGCUCACCGUAUGAAUUUACUGGAAUUAGUGCAAAUUUUUUUUUAAUUAAUACAUUUUUGAAUUUAUAAUAUUGUAUGUAAAUUUACAUGUGUAUUUUUAUGUAUUACGCACAUCGUACGUUACAUGUACUGUUGUGUAUUUGUUGUAUCGAAUAAAAAUGAAUAUCAUUAUUUUUAAUAAAAA